This is a messenger RNA of Actinia tenebrosa (Australian red waratah sea anemone), 2184 nucleotides long. RefSeq names its product mitochondrial ubiquitin ligase activator of NFKB 1. Lineage: Eukaryota; Metazoa; Cnidaria; Anthozoa; Actiniaria; Actiniidae. Gene Ontology annotation, molecular function: ubiquitin-protein transferase activity. The record is from RefSeq and is a predicted model, not a curated record. Gene Ontology annotation, biological process: organelle organization; protein ubiquitination.
UAUUUUUGUCGUUAUAUUUCAGUGGACUGGAAUACCUACCGUGUGAGACUGGAAACCGUUUUCUGAAUCUUUAAGGUCACAGAAUUUGCACGGAAACCGAAUUCUGACGUAACUCUGCUCUUUCUAUUUAAGCAGAAAAUCUUUAUUCUUUUAGUCCUUUUAGAUAUGCCAGAUUACUGUUUGAUAGCAGGGCUAGGAUGUGCUGCAUUAUCGAGUAUAUUCUAUUCGAUAUACAGAAGCAAAAACGGCGAACUACAGAAUCUACAGAAUGCAGUUAGAUUAGAGAUUGGCCCAGAGUUAGUCAAAAAAUUGCAGGAAUCUGAAAACAAUACCAUACCCUAUGGUGCUAUAACUGGUGAAGCUUUGCCUAAACGUCCCUCUGAUGUACUAAGGAGUCCCUAUGUGCCUGAUCUUUACAGUCUGGUACAGAAAGUUAAGACAUUUGAGCUCAAAAGUGAGUGGAGUGAAUCUACCAGAGUAUGGUUUGAUGUUAAAAAGCUUAUCAACACAGUGGCGCAGGCAGUACCCUUCAACUUGCAUGCAAAUGACAUGUCUGUUGUAGUCACUGAGCCUUUAUCUGCAAGCAAUCUUGAACUACAAAAUGUUUACGAUAGAUUUGAACCUCUAACACACAAUACUACACACAGUAUAAUACAGUGGGCAAGUGGAGAGAAAACCAAAGGAUUUCAGACUGUAGAAGAGGUUUUACCAAUUGGAACAACAUUGGUUGGGAUCGGAAAAAUCUCCCUUUCAAAAGACAGGAUUAUACUAAGCCCACCAGACAAUGGAAAGUCUUACUACCUAUCUCAGCUCACGAUUGAUGCACUUAUGAGAAAUGCUCAGUCUAAUAAGAAGUUUUGGAAAAUAUUGAGCAUCACAUUGGCAUUUGGUGGAGGAAUAUUAUUGUGUAUAGCAUUGUACCGUUACUUCAAGAAACGAAAAGAGAGGCUUGAAACAGAGGAAUUUUUCAGGACAUUGAAUGAAGGAGGAGGAUUUGAUACUGAGAUUGCUGGAGAGACUUGUGUAGUUUGUCUGGAUAGGCCAAGGAAUGUCGUGAUUUUGGACUGUGGACAUAUCUGUGCCUGUAGGGAGUGCGCAGAGCAAGUCACAGAGUGCCCUGUUUGUAGGAGAAAUAUAGCUCGUUUGCUGCCAAUUUACAGGAGCUAAGUUGAUAUCAGUAGCAGAACCCUCAAAAAGUACUGAGUUUUUAUGUGUUGAUGUGCGAAACAGUGUUGAGAAAAACUACCAUUUGAUAAAAAUGAGUACAAAAAGCAGUCUUGGUGGGGGGAGGGGAGGGGGUAACUGCUUUUGAGAGGUUAAAGCACUAUACAUCACAUGUUAGUAUUUGAAAUAUUAGGGAACAAAAGUCCCCAUUGUCCACCCAAUAGAAAAUUAUGCAGUAGAUUUUUCCUGGUGAUGUUUAAAUGUCGGCUGAAUUUUGACUAAAAUUUCAUCUUAUUCUUUCCCUGCUAGCAGAAUCUCCCUUGUUGGCAAUUUUUAUCAACAUGAAGUUCUAUUUUUUAGAGGUUGGAGCUAAUUAUUUAGUUAAGCCUUCUCCUCAGGUAACUUAUUGGCUCUUUUUGCUUCUUGGGCUUCCUGUGGCAAGGACAAAAAAGACGAAGGGGGAGGUGGAGGAGAGGGAGAAAGAAGAACCUUCUUUUUUCUCUCCCUACCUUAUCUCCACUCCUCCUCCUCUCUGGUUUGUUCUCUGCCAUAAAAUUUAGCAAAGGGAUCCCAACAGAGAAUAUAUGGGGUAGCCUGCACAAGAGGCUAUAUUUAGUUGCAUUUGUGUAUGGAUACAAUCAUUUUAGGGAUGUCAUUAAAGCAUUUUGUCUAAAAUACCGGUACUAUAACUAAUUCUUGAUAAUAGAAGUUUAAUUCCUAUUUCAUAUCAUAUUUUUAAAAUUCCUCUCACUACAUUCAGGCUAAAUGUUCAUUCACUCUUUGUGAAAGGUGUUCGUUUUGUUGAAACUGUUCACAGGGAGCCCAAUUUAGAUAAAAGUGAAAUGGUUAAAAAAAAUCUAGGAAGUCCAAUAAAAAAUUGAUUAAUAUUUGUUUGAAUCUAUUUUCAACUUUCGCUUUUAUCAAAAUUGGGCUCCCUGUAACACCCAUGUUUAAAAAACCAAUACAUUCUGUUAUUAUUGAAUUUAAGAAUCGCGGAGUAAAUGGCUAUAACUUGUGAAA